GAAAAAGUUUACGUGUGUAUAUACUCAAAGAGUGUUUUUUUUUCUUUUGUGUAGUGUAGUAGUAUACCAAGCAAGGUGUGUAUGGAGGUGUACUAGUAGUAGUAGUGGUGGUGGUGGUGGAAAAGUGUGUGCCAUGGAAAGAGUCUACUGAGAGCAAAAGCGAACGCCAAGGUGAGCAGUGAAAAGAGCAAGAAAAGAGAAAAGAGAAAAGAGAGAAGAGGAAAAAAAUAAAGAAAAAAAGAAAAAAAAAAAGGUCGGAAUUUAUUAAAAUCAAUUUUAUUUUCCUUCCUUCCUCUUCCUCUUCCUCUUCGUUUUCACUCUUCAGGAAAAGUUUUCACCUGGCGUUCUCUUUCUCCUCUCUUUGACUUCUCUACCUCUUCCUCCACCUCUGUCGUCGCAGUUUUGCCUCCUUCUCCUCUUUCUUCCUUUGCCCCCAUCGUUGCCCCCAUCUAGUAUCUAGACCAUCAUCUCACCAUCCAAGAACCACCACAUGUGCACUAUGUGGUGGUUUCGAGAACGAAAAAGAACUUGUAGGUGAAUUCCAGUGUUUGGGUUACGAGUGAUGAUGGCUGAUGCAUGCUUGGGUUACUUGGGUUACUUGGUUUCAAUCGAGCAACUUGAAUGGUACUUUUUUUUUUUUUCUAUUUAUUUUUCUAUUUUUUUUCUUCAUUUUCUUGUUCCUUUUUUUUUCCUUUUUUUUUUCGAAUCUCUUGUCAAUCUGAUUGCAACGCCUCUUCGGCUCUUAUUUUCUCGCAAAAAUCGCGCCGACUUUUUCGAUGACGUCGGUUUCCAUCAGUCGUUUGUGAACAAUUCGGAGUCGUGCUAGUUGUUUGUUUUUGGUCUGAUGCUUUUUUGUUCCACGUAUGUUGGUCUAGCCGCUUCUUUUGGAACUGUGCCUCCUUUCCAUGAAUUGACUAUAUAUACAGCCUUUCCAUCAACAUUGCUCUAUUCAUCAAGCUUUCGUCCUGUGUAUUUAUACA
Schizosaccharomyces octosporus yFS286 is the source of this 980-nucleotide messenger RNA. RefSeq lists its product as uncharacterized. The coding region runs from base 563 to 826 and encodes 87 amino acids. The transcript has a single exon. NCBI's taxonomy places the organism in Eukaryota, Fungi, Ascomycota, Schizosaccharomycetes, Schizosaccharomycetales, Schizosaccharomycetaceae. The record is from RefSeq and is a predicted model, not a curated record.